Messenger RNA from Rhizopus microsporus ATCC 52813, 308 nucleotides. RefSeq lists its product as uncharacterized. Lineage: Eukaryota; Fungi; Mucoromycota; Mucoromycetes; Mucorales; Rhizopodaceae. The transcript has a single exon. Bases 43 to 246 code for a protein of 67 amino acids. The record is from RefSeq and is a predicted model, not a curated record.
GUCUGUCUUCUUUUUUUUUUCCUGGAUAACGAGAGGGUAAGUAUGUUAUGUCUGCAAUAUUCAACCAUUGAAAGCGUGCUAAUUUUUUUUAAUGUUUAUGUUAAAGAAUGUUUAACUGUGACCAGUUUACAUUUUACAGUUUAUCCAACACAAAAAUCUGAUGACACUUUGGUAAAUGCUCUUAGAAAUUGCAGCCUAUCUCGACCUCUAUUUGGUAUUAUAAUUAAAGGCUUACUUUGCCUUUAACAUAUGAAUUUAUACUGCCAACAUCAAGAUUAUUUCAUUUUUUAUCAAUGCUCGUUUAUUAU